Molecule: messenger RNA, 2645 nt
Organism: Ctenopharyngodon idella (grass carp)
Lineage: Eukaryota; Metazoa; Chordata; Actinopteri; Cypriniformes; Xenocyprididae
Exons: 7
Coding region: 1264-2259 (331 amino acids)
Molecular function (GO): ubiquitin-protein transferase activity; protein binding
Source: RefSeq, a predicted model, not a curated record
ACAGUCUGAUCUAAUCAUGAUCAUCUGAUGGUGAAUAAGGAUCCACUACAGAGACUCACAGUCAACAGAAUCAACAGACUGAAGAUACAGUGACUUCACUGUUAUAAAUUAAGACUUCAUUUAGAUUUCAACGAUCCUCUGACAGACCUGAUGAGGUGGCAGUGAAGCACCUUUUAUUUCAGAGCAGCAAAUUACAGUUUCUCAUUCAUUGAUUAACCAUUUUAUUUGUAUAAAUGCACUGUAUAAAUUCAAAAAGUUACAGAGAAAAUAUAGAGCCUGAAUAUAUUUGUGUUUGUGUUUUACCAGCAGAGGGAGACAAAGACAAAUGAAAGAUUAAUUUUUCAUGAUUAUGGAGAGAGAGAGAAAAAAACAGUUCAAUCUCACUUUUGGAAUACAAACAAUAGUUGUAUUAUAGUUAUACUUGUAUUACAUUUGUAUUAAUGUAUUUAGUAUGUCUUUUUUUUAAAAUAAUAAAUGGUGGUAGCAUUCAUUAAAGCGUUGACUCAUAGGCACAAUAUGUGGGAUUAUUGGAUUAAAAUAUGAUAUCCAAAAACCACUAGAACAGUGUUAUAUAUUUUGUUGACUUGUGUACUUACAUUAUCCCAGAUGUUUCCAAGAAUGUUUAAAUCCAGAGAAAUAAGUAAUUUUAACCAGGACACGGACCGUUAUGGAGGACCAGGAGUGCCACUUAAAAAUAAAACGAAGAAUCAAUUAAUUAAUUUAAUAAUUAAUAAGUUGUUUAUUUAAUUCCUGUUUUUAAAUGUAGUUUAAUAAAACAAUAAAACAAUAAAUUUAAAAAAUGGUUUUCUAUAUACAAAUAGACGAAUUUGAAACGGGUUAUUUAAUUCAUUUUUUAAAACGUAGAUCAAUAAAACAAUAAAAAGUACAUUAGUAAAUCAUUUUAAAUGCGCAUUUAAAUCGCUUUUUUAAAAAGAAUUUGGCAAAUGCUUUUUUCUCUCUAUUUACCAAAUGCUUUUCUUUAUCCAUUUGUCAAUCGAGUGGUAAAAUGCCAUUGGACAGUACACACGUGGGAGCAACCAAUCAACUUUCGCCUCAAUUUGAAGAGCCAACCCUCUCUCAUUGGACAGUGAGAAAAACUAUACGACUUGUAUUUUGUUUUUUUUUGUUUUUUUACUAUUACAGUUUUGAUUUUGAAACUUACCUAUAUUAUUUUAGGCUAUAGAUGAGAGACGAGCGCGAAUAGCGAGUUUACCUGAACUUUCUCAUGGUGUGCCAUUAAAAGUAAAAUAUCCAAGUGGCUUGAUGAGGACUAGGACAUUUGUUUUAAGUGAUUCAAUUCAGGCACUGUUUGACUUCGUUGGAGAGGUGGAGGAUGCUACAGAAUGGUUCCAUAUUCAGGAAGCCUUAUCACCACCACUUAGAAAUGACCUAUGUGGAACCAUUUCUGAAAGAAAUAUCACAGGACCAACCACACUGUUUGUCCAGUGGAUUUCUUCCAAAGAUGCAGAGUUUAUGCAGACAAUUCCUACACCUAAUGGCAAUGACAACCAUGAUAAAGAUGAUUAUAAUUCUGGGACUGUCAGCCCAUUGGAUCAACCUAGCACCUCUAAUGAACAUCUGACAUCGUUCUCCCCUCAAUCAGAGCAGGAAAAGACUGUCCAGAAGACCAACCUCCAAACAAUACUGAGUCUCCUUUCAGCCAAGAUAGAUGAUGAUAGUCCCACUAGUAACCAGAUCAAUGUUGUAAGGGAUUACAAAGGCAAUACCCAUAACAUACUGAGAAGCACUGUUCAGGCUUUUAGUCGGCGACGAUUUAACCUCGGAGCAAGACUGGAUGUCAUUUUUGUUGAUGAUACAAAAGCAGCAGAGGGGGCUGUGGACGGUGGUGGUCCAACUAGAGAGUACCUCAGAUUGCUCCUUAAGGCUGUCCAACAGUCUAGCACAUUUGAGGGACUUGAAAAUAGUAAGAGGUUGCGGCUUGACACUGAAGAAAGGCUCUUUCUCCAGGUUUGUGGUAAACCCACCCCUCCUGCAACCUUGGAUGAAGUAGAUGAUGAGACCUUCAAAGAAAUGCUUUGCAAAAUAAAAGAAGCUGAAACUGUUCCAGAAGCCAAAGCUGCCAUUGAAAUGGCAGAAGAUUGCCUGUCCAUUAUUGGAGCCUUUAGGUCCAUUAGCACUCUUAAGCAGCGGGACAUGCUGGUACAGUCAGCUGUCGAGUAUUAUGCUGAUGGGAGAUGCAAUGCUGUACUACAACAGUAUGUAAUAUCAAAAAUCAAGACACCUAUAAGAGAGAACUAGAGACCAGGACCUUGUGCUUCUGGAGAGACUGGAUCAUUGAUGUUGAAGAUGGAGAAUGUUCACCAUUGACGUUGGAGAAUGUGCUGGAGUUUACUUCAGGGUCUUCAGCCAUUCCACCUCAUGGUUUUCUGCAGCAGCCCAACAUCGAAUUUCUCCAUGAUGCACCAGAGAAAAUAUUCCCAGAGGAAAACACUUGCAACAUUGUGUUAAAAUUGCCUAUCCAUCACAAUUAUGAGUCAUUCAAAACACACAUGAGCAAUGGCAUACUGUGGGCACCAACAUUUGGCACAGCAUAGUUCAACACAUUCGCAUUAAAGGAAUUGUUAAACCAUAAAUGAAACUUAGCCCAUAAUUUACUCACCCUCUUGCCAUCCUAGGUGUACGUC